AUGGCCUCGAUAGAUCCCCGACUCAGAGAUCUCUCGAGCGCCAAUGCUCUCGUUCAACAACAACAUCAACAACAACAUCAACCAUUACAACAACAACAAGAACAACAACAAUCGCCACAAAAAAGCACUUCAACCUCGCAGGCGCAGCCAGCCCUUAAUCAAGCGCGUCGCUCUCCAUACAUCCCAAUCUACACAACCCCUCAAUCAGCGGGCGCCUACCCGGAUAACACUGGUGGCUCGCAGGAUGGCAAUAAUGAUGCCAACGACUCAAAGAAGUCUCGAGCAUGCGAGGCUUGUCGGGGUCUGAAGGUUCGAUGUGAGCCCGAUCUAAAUAACCCCGACGCGCCUUGCAAGCGUUGCGCCAAAGCAAAUCGCAAUUGCGUCGUAACCCUACCAACUCGCAAGAGACAGAAGAAGACGGAUAGUCGUGUUGCAGAGCUCGAGAAGAAGAUAAAUGCAUUGACGGCUUCAUUGCAGGCGCAAGGCGCUGUAACUGCAGCUGCUUUGGCUGAUCCAGGUGGAAUGCGGCAACCUCAAGCUGAACAAAACCUAUACCAGCAAAUUACAAAUGGAGGAUAUGGAACACCCUACGACCCGGGCCGCCCAGAGGAGCGCCUAGAUGAUUGGCAUGUAUACCCAAGAGCUCCAGAAGUCGAGCCUCGCACAUCUUCGCCUCCGCCACCCAUGGUUGGUGCUGGUCAGAAGAGAAAGCACGCCGAUUCCUUCUCCGCUGCCUCAAACUCCCAUAUCGCGGCGAGUGCAGCCGCGCAGAGACAAUCUGAGCCGGUAGUUGGGACCUUUCACACCUUGGACGCCGGCACUCAAAAGGUCGUGGCGACCCAAGAGUAUACAGAUGUUGUUGACAAAGGGCUUGUCACCGUGGAGGAGGCCACUAAGAUGUUCAAUUGGUAUGUGGAGAAGAUGGCGCCGCACAUGCCUUCAGUUGUAUUCCCUCCCGGCACUACAGCAGCUGAGAUUCGUAAUACCAAGCCCAUCCUUUUCCUGGCCAUUCUUAGUGCUAGCGCAGGGGUUCUGAAUCCAGAGAAGCAACGUCUGUUGACAAAGGAAGUCAUGAGCAUCUAUGCGGAUCGGAUUAUCUGCAGUGGAGACAAGACCCUCGAGUUAAUUCAAGCUUUGAUUGUUUCCUGUCUCUGGUACUGGCCUCCCGAGCAUUUUGAAGAAUUGAAAUUCUACCAGCUUAUCCAUAUUGCCUCUGUGAUGGCAAUCGACAUGGGGAUGAAUAAGAAGAGCAGGCUUCAAAAGAACAAAGUUGCUGGUCUCUUCAGAGACAAUCCAUGGCGCCGCACUCCGUUUCCAGACCCGGAGAGCUUGGAGUCAAGACGCACUUGGCUUUCUUGCUAUUUCCUUUGCUGCAAUGCAUCCAUGGGGCUUCGGCGACCAAACCUCGUUCGAUGGACGUCCUUCAUGACCGAAUGUCUCGAGGUACUAGAGACUUCGCCUGAUGCUUUGCCUUCUGACAAAACAUUCUGCCAGUGGAUUAGGAGUCAACAUAUCGCAGAGGACAUCGGUACCCGCUUCUCUAUGGAUGAUCCAAGCGCUAAGGUUAGCAUGGCUGACACGUCGGUCCAACAUGCCUUGACAGCCUUUGAAAUCGAGCUCGAGGAGUGGUCCAACCAGAUCCCACCAGGAGCUAAUUCUUCCUGCCUACAAAUAACAGAGCAUGUGGUGAACCUCUAUAUGCAUGAGGUUGCUAUGCAUGUCGACCAUAAUGUUGAGGAGUUUAAACCGCCUUUCACGGACGCAUUUAGAGAUACUUCGGGUGAUGAUCAGAAGCUCAGCUCUUCCCAUGUGAAAGCACUCUCAGUUUGCCUGAAGUCCAUUGACGGCAUAUUCGCUACCUUCCUGGGCUUUGAUGUCGAGACCAUCCGAUGUCUUCCAGUCGCUAACUUUGUUCGUGUUGCCUAUGCCGUGGUGGUCUUAAUCAAGAUGUAUUUCGCGGCAGCCAACCCGAACAGUAACUUUGGCAAGGUCAUCAACAAGGACAACAUGAAGGUGGAGCAAUAUCUGGAUGGGUUGGUAUCACUCUUUAUGGCAGCCGCCCUCGAAGAAAAGUCACGUCCUUCGCAAAAGUUCCUCCUGGUUCUCUUGGUGCUCAAGACUUGGUUCCAUCGUCAACGCGAGGAGAAGACUACGACCAGUUCUUCAAACGACACUCGCUCUGGCCCUGUAGCCGAUGCAAGUACAGAAGCGCCGGUCGAGCCGAACCAUAACUCCCAGGUCCAGCAACAACGACAAAUCUCAGCCUACAGCCCUGCCAACAAUUCUCUUCAACUUUUGAGUGAAGUUGCUACAGGUAGCGGAGGCCAAUCUCGUUCCGGAAGUAUCAGCAACUACCCCGGAUCUAACGACUGGCAAACCUUGCAGUACAAUAACAGCUUUCCUAUGAACCAGGCGUACGGGAACGGGGGUGGCCAGAUUGAUCCCAGGCUUGGUAUGAUGGACUUCAACUACUCGAUGGGCGAUGGGCUGGAGCAGGCUAUGGGUAUGACGCUCGGAGUGGGCGAAUACAGCAUAUAUUUUGGUGAUAACAGCUUCAUGAAUGGGUUCAUGGGACUCGGAGACUUUGGAGACGGUAUGGCGCAGAAUAUUGAGGGAGGUAUGCAAUGA
This is a messenger RNA of Drepanopeziza brunnea f. sp. 'multigermtubi' MB_m1, 2628 nucleotides long. RefSeq lists its product as uncharacterized. Gene Ontology annotation, biological process: DNA-templated transcription; regulation of DNA-templated transcription. Gene Ontology annotation, molecular function: zinc ion binding; transcription cis-regulatory region binding; DNA-binding transcription factor activity, RNA polymerase II-specific. Gene Ontology annotation, cellular component: nucleus. The record is from RefSeq and is a predicted model, not a curated record. Lineage: Eukaryota; Fungi; Ascomycota; Leotiomycetes; Helotiales; Drepanopezizaceae.